Messenger RNA from Rubroshorea leprosula, 1324 nucleotides. The record is from the annotation of a GenBank genome assembly. Lineage: Eukaryota; Viridiplantae; Streptophyta; Magnoliopsida; Malvales; Dipterocarpaceae.
UACAUUUCCCUAAUUGGUCUGGUUUACCAAAAAGGGGAUGUUACAUCUAGAUUCUCUUCUAAAAUUCUUUCUCCUUUCAUAAGUGGAAAUGUACUUCUAUUCAUACUGAUGGAUGGAAAUAGUAUAAUGACUAUUGACCAACCCUAAGUGGUUUCAGGCUGCCCAGAUUGCUGUUAGAGAGUAUAUCAUCAGCACAUUUUCACAUCUUCUACAAGAUAUAUCAGAUGCUGUUAUGAAGGUCAAUAGUAGACAAAAAGACGAAGUGGAAGAGUACUCAUUGCAAGCUGCCCUGGAAGGAAGCAAAAAAGUGGUGCUUCAAGGCAGCAUGGAUGUAUUACUGGAAAUAGCAGCUUCCUUUUCUGGUGGUGGUGUUCGAGGCUAUGAAAAUGGUCCUGCUUUUGUUCCUGGAGUGAUAUGUCGAAUAUUUGGCUCAGCUGGUGAAAAGCUUCUGCAUCAUCAUAAGGAGCCCCAGGAAGUUCAUAUGUUCGUUGAUCUAUUUCUUCAAGAGGUAAAGCAAAUUUUACCCCAAGGAUACCUCCGUAAGCAUAGGUGUUCUGACAGCAAUGGAAACACAACAUCAUCUCGCAGCAAUCCACUACGAGAUGAUAAAAUGAGUAGGUCAAACACCCAAGGAGCAAGGAGCCAGCUUUUAGAAACACAUCUUGCAAAACUGUUUAAGCAGAAGGUUGAAAUAUUUACCAAAGUUGAAUUUACACAGGAAUAUGUUGUGACAACUAUUGUAAAACUUUGCCUGAAAAGCUUGCAACAAUUUGUUCGACUUCAGACCAUUAAUCGAAGUGGAUUUCAGCAAAUUCAGUUGGAUAUUCAAUUCUUAAGGACACCUUUGAAGGAAACUGCUGAAGAUGAGGCAGCCAUUGACUUUUUACUUGAUGAAGUGAUUGUUGCCGCUUCAGAGCGUUGUCUUGACCCUAUUCCUUUGGAGCCUCCUAUUUUGGACAAACUUAUCCAAGCUAAAUUAGCAAAAUCAAAGUAGCAGAAUAUGGCGCUCCCAUGAACAUUGAAAGAUGAAAUUAGUCAUUUGACUCUGCAUUAUUAUUCUGUUUCUUGGACAAUAUUUUCCAGAUGAUCUCAUCGGACCUCCAAGAUGAAAUUAAUUCUCAGACUUCAUCCGAGACCCGAGCUAACCCUACCACUCACAUCCAAAUCCGCGGUGCGAAUUCUGUUUAAUCAGAUGAUUAUUUUCAUAAUAAUUGAUUCAGAAUACUGUUACAAAUUUGUUAUGGCUCUGCUGGUCAUUUCAUGGAACUUCACAAUGUAGAGAACUUUAGUUGCGUUUGUUAUGGAAUAAAAUGGUAUCUCUUUU